Molecule: messenger RNA, 2586 nt
Organism: Macroventuria anomochaeta
Lineage: Eukaryota; Fungi; Ascomycota; Dothideomycetes; Pleosporales; Didymellaceae
Exons: 5
Coding region: 1-2586 (861 amino acids)
Cellular component (GO): microtubule; membrane; cytoplasm
Molecular function (GO): GTPase activity; microtubule binding; GTP binding
Source: RefSeq, a predicted model, not a curated record
AUGGCAGGCGCGACACAGCAUCGCAGCCGCGGCUUCAUCAUCAAAACGCCUCCUGCGACUAUUGAUGACGGGACUCUCGCCGACGCGCCGCUCGCCGACACGCCUGUCGAUGGCGAUGACCUUGAACAGCACGGCCAACUCCGUCACUCUGGCUCCUCGCAACAUAGCGGUUCUGCUCACGGUGAGAUUGCUCCUCUGGGCGCCAAUGUAAUCAAUGCUCUUCGAAUUGUCAGCAAGCUCGAGCAACUGGGCCUGGAUAAGCAGGAGAUUUCGCUCCCCAAGUGCAUCGUUCUAGGGCAACAGUCUACUGACAAAUCCUCUGUGAUUGAGGCACUCUCCGGCAUCAAGACCCCGCGAGAUACCGGCACAUGCACACGCUGCCCGUUGUUCAUUGAGCUGCAGCCUUCAGCGGAUCCGAGAGGCGUCUGGCAUGCAGAUAUUUAUUUGUUACGCCAGUAUGAUGUUGCCACAGACACACGUCAACGCGGAAUGGACACCGAGUUUACAGGUUGGGUCCCAGCUGCAGUCCCAGCUAAGAUACCAUUCGCCCAAACCGACAACCCUGCACAUCUCGAACACCUGAUUCAUUGUGCGCAGCGAGCUACUCUGAGCCCGCUCGAGAACCCUGAUUCGUUUCUCGACCCGUCUUUCGAUGACAGCGAUAUCCAUAGAACCUUAUUCAGCCCUAAUAUCGUCUGCAUCACUGUCUCGAAGCCCGGCCUGCCACCCUUGAGUUUCUUCGAUCUGCCAGGUCUGAUCGGUCAAGCAGAGAACGAUGAUGAGGCGUCCAUUUUACCUUUGGUCGAGAAGCUUGUAACAAAGUACAUUAUGGACCCGGAAGCGCUGAUUCUUGUCACUUGCGCCUUGAAGACCGACGUCGCCAACUCGAUCGCCGCUGGAUUGGUAAAGAAGAGAAAUGUCACGGAUCGCUGCAUGGGAGUGCUCACGAAACCCGAUCGUCUUCGUGUGGGCGAGUCCCCGAAGGACUUGGCAAACAUCUUCGAAGGUCGUCGCUUCUCCAUGGGUCACGGAUAUUUCGUAGUGAAGAACCUGAACUCCGAGGAGAUCAAACAAGGUCUGACACUCCAAGACGCCCGCAGACUUGAGAACGAAUUCUUUACGACAGUUGCGCCCUGGUCAACUCAUUUGCGGCCAUAUCAAGCGCGCUUCGGAACUCUCAACAUGCAACAGUACCUCUCCUCCCAGCUUGGCAACCGAGUGUUGUUGAAGCUCCCUGCCAUAUACCACCAAAUCGAGGAGCGCCUUGCUACAGUGAAUGAGGGGCUAAGCCGCACCCUGGAGACGCCAGUUUAUACCGCAGUCCGCACGGUCGCCGAUGUCCUUGAAGCAUUCUCGAACCAGAUCUCUAGCGAGAUGGCAGGUGACCAUGGCCAUGUGCUGUGGAAUAACACGUGGAAAGAGAUUCAACAGACGUUUUGGAACGAUCUGCUGACCUUGAAACCUACCAUGCUGGUAGGUGGUGAUUUGGACAGUGGUGUCUUCUAUGCUACGCUUGCUGGUGGCUCAGCCGAUGAGUCUAUUGUCAUCGACUCAGAUGGCGACGAUCAAGAGAUAGCGAACGCUCCAGAGACACCAAGUAAGAAGCGGAAGCACGACUCUCACACCAAGCGUGAGCCUCAGACACCCGCUCCAUGCUCUUCGCUAUCCAAGACCCCGCAGAAGCCGUCCGGGAGACCCACACGGGUACCUCCCCCAAGCACGUCGACUUCGGACCGUUCACACAACUUCGCCAGACUGAAGAAGCAGCUCAAGUUGGAUGAAGUCGCUUUGCAGAUCCGUCAAAGCGCAGGUAGCGACGUUCCUGGACAGAUCGACCGAAAGAUGCGUGAUGAGAUGAUACUGUCUACUUUUGAACACUGGCCACUCGUCAUCAAGGAGUUCUUCAACAAGUUUGAAAAGCAGCUGAAGACUCGUAUGCGAAACAUAUUCGAUAUACAUUUCCGGCACUGGAAGGGUUCAGAGUUGCAUUCAGCAUCAUUGAUGAUCUUUGAAAGCGUGCUCGACGCAAAUCUCCAUGAACAGCGAGGGACGAUGGCGGUUGAGAGCUUCAAUGACGAGCGUAAGAAGCUUCAUGUCUUUCACAAGGACAUCCUCGAUUUUGAGAAGGCCAACUGGAUGGAGAAGUGUGAAAGCAAACGUCUUGAGGCUCGUUUAAAGAUGUACGGCAAGGAAGCCUACGGCCGAGCAUUGUCGUCAGUCGAAGAGGCCAAGCUCAAGAAGGAUGAGAGAAGGAUGGUGAUCCUUAGGAAAGAGCCGUACCGCGUGGAAAUCAACUUGGUUGCUGAUAUGGUAGCGCACUACAUGAUCGCUGCUCGCCGCAUCCACGACAAGAUCAUAAUGAGGAUCGAGUCCAAGUUCUUCGAACAGCUUCACGAGAAACUUCGUGAUGAGCUGCAAGACCAGCUUGGGAUUUACGAUGGGCCGAACGGUCCCCAUAACGCCCAACGCCUCCUUGCGGAAUCACCGGAGCGUCUAGAGCGUCGUAUCACCUUGGUCGCCAAGAAGAAGGCGCUCCUCGAGGGGCUUCAGUGCUUCAAAGAACAUAACCAGAAGUUUCAAGCCUAG